Schistocerca piceifrons (Central American locust) is the source of this 770-nucleotide messenger RNA. Its product is annotated as serine/threonine-protein kinase TNNI3K-like. Gene Ontology annotation, molecular function: protein binding. Bases 62 to 580 code for a protein of 172 amino acids. The record is from RefSeq and is a predicted model, not a curated record. Lineage: Eukaryota; Metazoa; Arthropoda; Insecta; Orthoptera; Acrididae. Gene Ontology annotation, cellular component: cytoplasm; nucleus. The transcript is spliced from 2 exons.
GCUCUCAGUGAAAGGAGGAAAGUGUGGGAGGGAGUUUGUGGUUGAUUUCGACUCGGAGAUCAUGGCGUCGGGAUUUGUAAAGACCCCAGACGGUCAAACAAUAGCUGCCCUUGCUUUGAGCUGUGCUGCAAUAUGUGAUAGUAAGGAUAACAUCCGUUUGCUAGUUGCUGGUGGAAUGCCUGUAAACGCACGAGCCAAGACUGGGUGGACUGCACUGCAUGUCGCGGCGAUCGUCGGGCGCCCUGCAGCGGUGAAAUGUCUGCUGGAGUGUGGUGCAAAUGUCAAUGCGAGGAGUGACAAGCAGGAGACACCCCUACACUUUGCCGCAUUGUAUGGCAGAGUAAAGGAAGUAGAGCUGCUGAUUGCUGCCAAAGCGGACCUGGAAGUAGCUGACGAGAUGGGGGACACACCCCUGCAGUUGGCUGCGGCAUGGAACCAUGAGCGUGUGGUGAAUGUGCUUCUGAAGGCUGGUGCGAAAAUGAGAGACAGGGGCUUCCAGGAAAGGGCUCAUACGUGCGUUAUGGAGGAUGUGAGCAACCUUCUCCUACAUCUUAAAUUGGAUGUAGGAGAAGAACAGUGAGGUACAUGCACACACAGUACAUGCACACAGCUCACGGAUACGUGUGAACAAUGGCAUUCAGGUAUUGUGGACAGAGAUGAGAAGAUGUUAAAGAGCUGAAUUUUUUUUCUGAACUGUGUCGUAAUAAGUGACUGGCAUCUGCCGCUGAUGUUCAUCUCAAUGUCAUUAAUAAUAAAUGUCAUUAAAUGUA